GGCGAACGUGCUAACCACUAAGCCACCAUGCCCCCCUUAUUUAUUUAUCUCAAAUUGUGAAAGUGAAACUGGCUCGGUGUACACACUGAAACAGGAUCAGACAUAGCAAACAGCAAAAGGGAAGAAUGGACCUGAUCAUAAAUAAGAAGGUGAAGCUUAUAAAAUGGCUACGUGGGGACGAAUUCAUUCUGCAGCACGUACAAUCUAAGAAACUGAUCAAUGGGGACGAAUACAUGAAACUAAAAAGUAUCUCAGAUCCCGGAACACAGAUAAGGGACCUCUUAGACCUAAUGGUGCAAAAGGGAGACCGUGUAUGCGUCGAUUUCCUAGACUUGCUGAAAGAAGACGAUGUAAAUGAAGGUAGCCCUGAGCUCCGGGACUGGAUAAAAUCACAAGGUAUCUCAGUGAAUAUCAAAGGGGAAUCUGGCAGCAAUAUUUGCACCCCUGUCAAUAUUGGUGCAGCGAUUAAUAGCAUCAAUAUAAACACACAAUUUACUAAUUUAAAAACCACGGAUGUGAUGAGAAACGAUAGGACCCAGAACAAUCCAACAAUUACAGACUAUGAGAAAUUUCUGGAGACGAACAAGAGCAAACUAAUUGAUAAAGUAAAAGCCGUUGACAGAAUCAUUGAUGACCUCAGCCUUCAUGGUGAAAUGGCGGCAAACGUGCGAGCUAAGAAGACUGACCAGGCCAAGAUGAGGAGACUUCUGGAGUACACAACCAGCAAAACAGCUGCUAGGCGUCUGGUUGAUGCAUUGAAUAAACAUGCAGCUGAUGUCAUGGAGGACUUGGCAUCAGCCUAAUUGCUCACUGAGGCAUAUAAAAUCCUUCUUAAUUAAUGGUGCAUGAAGUAAAUAACAGACCACAUACCUCAGUUUUUCUAAUGCAGCAUUAUAAGAUGUGUUAUUUAUAUUGUGUAGAGAAUCAGUAAUAAAUAUGAUCCUACUAUGGUUUUACACUUUUAUAUUUCAUAAAUGGGGCAAGAAUGUGAGAGGUAAAUCAAUCAAAAUUCUUAUGAUGGAAAUUAAAUUCGAUAAACAUC
Tachysurus vachellii is the source of this 1042-nucleotide messenger RNA. RefSeq lists its product as uncharacterized. The record is from RefSeq and is a predicted model, not a curated record. Lineage: Eukaryota; Metazoa; Chordata; Actinopteri; Siluriformes; Bagridae. The transcript is spliced from 5 exons. Gene Ontology annotation, biological process: regulation of apoptotic process. Bases 126 to 803 code for a protein of 225 amino acids.